AUGAAGUUCGCCGAGCAUCUUGGCGCUCAUAUAACUCCAGAAUGGCGAAAACAAUAUAUACAGUACGAGGUGAUGAAGACUAUGUUAUAUGAAGCACAAGAACAAGCUCCAUCACCAGAAGUAACUGAUAACAGCACGAUUCAGAGAUUUUUUGCUCGUUUUGAUGAAAAGUUUUUUCAGUUCUGUGAUGCUGAAUUAAGCAAAAUCAACACAUUCUUUUUAGAAAAGUUAUCAGAAGCCAAUCGGAAAUAUGCCAACCUCAAAGCAGAACUCAACGUUUAUAUGGAA
Lottia gigantea (owl limpet) is the source of this 288-nucleotide messenger RNA. RefSeq lists its product as hypothetical. Gene Ontology annotation, cellular component: Golgi apparatus; cytoplasm; plasma membrane. Lineage: Eukaryota; Metazoa; Mollusca; Gastropoda; Lottiidae. The transcript is spliced from 4 exons. Gene Ontology annotation, molecular function: inositol hexakisphosphate binding. Gene Ontology annotation, biological process: cellular response to phosphate starvation; phosphate ion transport. The annotation marks the transcript as partial. The record is from RefSeq and is a predicted model, not a curated record.